GCAGCAGCAACAAAAUUAUUGCAUAUAGUUCGAAAAACGAAAAGAGAAUUCCAAAGUAAAUCGAAAUUGAAGCAUUAACAUGCAAUACAGCAGUCGCUCGGAAAACUAUUCAUCUUCAUUAAGAGAUUCACCCUCGAAAUGGUCAAGUGGCAAGGAAAGCAAAGGUUAUGCAUAUAAAACGGCAUCAUAUCAAUAUUCCUCAGCUGGCUCGGCCGGCAGCAGUAAUGCGUAUUUGGAUAAGUCGGUCGAUAAAAAUAUUGAUCAAUUGGAUGCUUUGCUUGAGGAUUUGAAAAAUGAACGUCAAAUUACCAGAGAAAGAGAUCACUCUCUCAAUUACAGAACUUUAGAACGUUCGUCUUAUGAGGAUCCCGUAGCUGGCACUGUUACAAAGUCGACCAGAGUUAUAAAGACCAGCAAUGUCCAACCAACACUGGAUGACGCGGAAUUAUUGCCUACCUCCAAUUAUAGUACACUGAGAUCGAAUGGCUCUUUGGUGCAAAGCAACGACUAUCAAACUUUAGAUAAAUCCUACAAUUCAAGAAACAUCUCUCCCGGUGGCUUUUACGAAGGCAAGAAAACGCAAAUUUAUGAAAGUAAUCGUUCACUAAAUCGACCCAUGGAAAUAAUUCCAGCUAAUGCUACUACUACUGCCACCGCCAGUACUGCGCAAAUGGAAAAAGAUUUGGAAAGUAUUGCUUUAACGGAAGACAUUCUACCCGUACCGGGUACUAAGGUAACAACGACAGUCCGAACUUAUACUUAUGAGAUACCAGCCAAUGCUCCGACAACCAAUACUUUAACACGCAAAAACUUAAUAUAUAAUAAUAUGCAAACGAACGAAAUGAAUAGCAUGGUACAGGCGCAUCCUGCUCAUGUCAUACCGCCGACUGUCGUUUAUAAUACGGAAAGUUAUUCAACUUUGCAUAAGGGUCAGGAGAAGCCGAUUUUCUCAAAUCAAAGCUAUGAGUCACGCGAGCACUACGAAACGAAUACAAUGCGCAGUACGAAUGCAUUGCCCCCGGCACCGGCAACACAUUUAAGAAAUCCACCGCCUGGUGAUACUACGAUCGUGUAUAAUAUUAAUAACAGCACUACUACCACCACCACCCGGGAUCGUUCUAAUUAUCCGCAUAGUCCCAAUCAAGGACCCAAUAUUCCUCCCUAUGCGGGACCACAUAGUCCACGCAGUUCUCACGGUCCGACCACGCAGCGUUACAUAUACAAGGAGACCACGAAUACUGUAAAUAAUAUACAUAGUCCGACUGGACCUACUCACGAACCUUUGUUGGGCCCUAAACGAGCCGGCACGCCCGGUUUACCUAAUGCUGGAGGUUACCCGCCAACAAUUAAUCCACCUAAUGUUACCUAUAAAUACUCGUCAACGACGACAAAUACACGUCGCGCUCCUGAUUAUGGUACUCCUUCGCCAACUUUACCGCCAGCACCGUUUCCCUUAGAUGGGGUCGAAUACCCUGUGGGCAAUGCUAACCCACCGCAACGUGUAGAGGAUUUAAUGCAAUCGUUGGGAAACCAAGUGGAUGUGGUGGACAAAGCUGAUUUAUCUACGCCACGUAAACGGGAAAUUGAAACGGCAGUUGCCACAUCCAAUCAGCAACAAAUAAUACCAUCGGUUAAUAGAGCGGGUAAAGAAGUUUACUAUCCGCCGGGUCAUGAAAUGAUGUUAACUAAGCGCGAAGAAAUGGCAGCUGGUUCAGCGGGAGGUGGUCGCUGGGCUAAAGCGUCAGGUAUGUACGAGUACGAAUCGGGCUACAAAUCGAAAACGAAAACAAAAUCUGGUGCUGCUAUGGUGCCGGUUUGCUUGCCUCUCUGUUGUGCCAUGCCCUGUACAAUCAUGUAAUUAAUGGUUCAAUAAAUAUUUUGCAAAUUGUUCUGGUAGCUUUUUUUUUUUUUUUUUUGUUAAAAAAACCAUACACACAAACUCGUAUUUAGCUAAUGAGUUAUAUUGUUAUUUAACUAAUCAACGUAUGUGUUUAGUCGCUCAUAAACUUUUAAUAAUUGUAUGUAAAUAAAUAACUGGUCAGUGUUUGUUUUCUUUUUUUUUUCUCUCUCU
Messenger RNA from Glossina fuscipes, 2071 nucleotides. RefSeq lists its product as uncharacterized. Bases 80 to 1858 code for a protein of 592 amino acids. The record is from RefSeq and is a predicted model, not a curated record. The transcript is spliced from 8 exons. Lineage: Eukaryota; Metazoa; Arthropoda; Insecta; Diptera; Glossinidae.